AUGUCGGCCAGCGUUGUGCGGUCUACCGCCCUCCGAGCCGGCGGCGCCUGCGUGCGCUGUCGCAAGGGCAAAACCAAGUGCGUCUACGAAAACGGCCGCGCUCCUUGCAAGAACUGUGCCAAGGGCAUGCACGAGUGCUAUCUGCCCUCCGAGUCCAUGGCCCAUCAUCAUGGCCAGUCGCCUGCCCGUCAUACCGCCGCUCAUCGCCCUGCGCGUGAGAGCCUUCCUGCCUCGGUCCCGGCCGGCGAUGUGCGCGCCGCCAACCCGGCUUCUACAACGUCUCGUCACGUUCAGACUCCCGAGAAACUUACACCGGAGCUGAUCCAGGAAUGCGAACGCGUCAUUUCCAAGACGUACCCGGCCUGUGUUGCUUUCCACAAGCCUUCGUUCAUCCAGCAGCUCAAGAACGCCUCUCUGGACCCGGCCCUCAUCUACGCGCUGCUCACCUGCGCCGCUCGACGCUAUGGCGGGCAGUCCGGCGCGACUGGUGCUGCUGAGCAUUUUGCAGCCAAGGCCAUGGGCAUCAUCAACCAGAACCUCGACACUCCCAGCCUGGCUGAGAUUCAGGCCAUCUGCUUGAUCAUUAUCCACGAGUGGGGUUCCCGCAAUGCUGUUCGUGCCUAUAUCUACCUAGGCCAGGCCAGUCGCAUGGUCCAGAUGUACCGCAUUCUCCACAGUCACCAUGCGGCCGUCAGUGAUGCCGAUAGGUUCCUUCAGGACGAGUCGUUCCGUCGUGUGCUGUGGCUGUUGUACAUCCUCGACUGCCUGCUUACCAGCACGCCGGGCCGACAGCCGGCUUUAUCUGCCAACGACACGGCUGAUGUCUCCCUGCCGUGCUCCGACAUGAACUUUGCCUUUGGCAAUGCCGUCUAUGUCCAGACCAUCAACCUCAGCGACCCCUCUCGCAUGCCUUCUGGCUCCCGUACAGACGAGGUUGGUGAGUUUGGUCAGAUCGUCAUGGCCACUCGCAUUUGGCGCGACGUUGUCCAAAUGUUGAUGACUACGACCACCGAGACCUUCAACGAUAAUGUCUGCACUGGUCUCAUGGGCGAAAUCGAGCGCCUUCGCGCUUCUCUGUCGAUGCAGUAUGUCGACAAGCCGGGCCAGAUUAACCUUCACAUCACCAUGGGCUCUGGCUUCACAUAUGCCAUGCUUCACUGCAUGCUCCACUGCGCAUCCAUCUUCAUCAACCGCCGCCGCCUGCUGCAGUAUGUGACUGCACCUGGCUUCAACUUGGAGAGCUGGCGCCUGACCCCCCAGUGCCACGAUAUCAUUGAUAGGCUCUUUACGUCGUGCCACAGCACCAUCGCCAUGCUCACUGCUCUCGAGACUGGCUUUGACAAGGAGGGCAUCAUCUGCUUCCCCAUCUUCAUGCUGUUCUCGUCCUUCACUGCCAGUGCCACCGUGGCCUAUCUGUCUCUGAAGGGCCUGACCCCUCCCAACGCGGUUGAGACUGCCGGGCAUAUUGUGCGCGACGGCCUCCACUUCAUGCAGGAUGGGGUUGACACCUGGCCUCUGAUCAGCUCCUGGCUGCGUCACCUUGCCGUUAUGCAUAGAGUGCUCGGCAACGAUGCUGUCGCUGGCAGCCCCAGUGUCGCAGGUACUUCUGUUCCUCCCACCAGUGCCCCGCCUGCCGAUCAGGCCUCUGUUAAGGACGAAGCCGCCUCGAACCCAGAUACCAACCCCGACGCGAUGGACUACGACCAGACCUCCAACUCCAACGCUGGCACUGGAGCUACCGUCCCCCCCGCUCCUGCCACCAACAACCACACUGCCUCUGUGAGCGAGAGUGGCCGUGAGAGCGGUCGCGAAAGUGAGCCUCCUGCGCCUCUGCCUCGCCGCCCCGGUGUCACCACUAUCAACGGUGGCUCCGGUGGUGUUGGUACCCCGGCUUCCGUCAGCCCCCCUCCUCCUCAGCCGGCCGAGAUCAAGCAGUCCACCGAGAUGCUUCCCCAGCCUCCUAUUGGCAAUGGCGUGGCGUCUGCCGAGCCUGCUGCUCCUGUGCCCCAGGACAUGACGGCUAGCGAACUCUGCUCCGCAUUCGAGCGACAGCUGCUCGAGCUUGACGACCUUGCUGCCUUCAUGGGUGGUGGAGUUUGA
This is a messenger RNA of Colletotrichum fioriniae, 2100 nucleotides long. NCBI's taxonomy places the organism in Eukaryota, Fungi, Ascomycota, Sordariomycetes, Glomerellales, Glomerellaceae. The record is from RefSeq and is a predicted model, not a curated record.